CCGCCGCUCCCUCCCGGAAGUUGCGCUCGCUGCCCGGGUAACGGGCCCCGACGGUGUCGGCAGCCGCUGCGUCGCUAUGGACCGAGAGGAGGCGAAAGAGUUCAGAGAGCGCUGUACUCAGUGCGAUGCGGUGUCUUGGGGUCUGACUGAUGAAGGCAAAUACUAUUGUACUUCCUGCCACAACGUUACAGAAAGAUCUAAGGACGUUUUAAAUAGCGAGGCGAUUCCUAAUACUAAAAUACAAGCUAUCAACCGCGGGCUUAAAAAGAGAAAUAAACUUGAGAAAGGCUGGGACUGGUACGUGUGCGAAGGCUUUCAGCGCGUCCUGUAUCAGCAAGCAGAGGCCUUGAAGGCCCUGGGGGUCGGCCCAGAGUUAAAGAAUCAAGUUCUACAUAAUUUUUGGAAGCGCUACCUGCAGAAGAGCAAGCAGGCGUAUUGCGAAAACCCUGUUCAUGCCAGAAAGAGGAAAGCCGCGGUAAGUCACAGGCAGAGCCUGGGACAGGGACACCCGGGAGACGCAGAGGUCCUGGGCAGUCCGAGUCACUCGGACUGGGAGAGCGAGCCUGCGCUGCUGAGUGACGCCAGCGGCCCUUUUGUUGAAAGUGACGGCCCCCGGAAGCCUUCCCCCCCCAGCAGAGCAUCCCACUCAGAAAUGGCCUCCAUCUGCUCCGGGUCUCUUGAUGGAGUCGAGUACUCUCUGCGCAAGGAGAAGGGGCUCGUGAAGAUGACCAUGCCCGCGACCCUCGCUCUCUGCGGCCUGUCGUUGCUGUGGCAGCGGGAGGCGCUCGCCCUCUCCGACCUCCUGCGAUUUGUUGAAGAGGGCCAUAUUCCUUAUGUAAAUGCUUUUGAGCGUUUUCCAGAAGAGAUGAAAUUGUAUGGGCGUGACAAAGGAAUCUUUGCUAUAGAGUCGUGGCCCAGCUACGAGGAUGUCUACAGGCAGAUGAUUGACGUCGCCACCUUCCUGGACCUGCCUCGCUUCCCGGCCAUCACGGAGGACUGCUACCUCCACCCCAACAUCCUGUGUCGGAAGUACCUGAUGGAAGUCAACCUUCCCGACGAGAUGUCCGAUUUCACCUGCCAGGUGGUCAAGAUGGCUGGCAUCGGGGAGGUGGACUUCCUGACCUUUGACCCCAUAGCCAGGAAGGGAAGGACUGUGAGGUACGACGUGCAGGCGGUGGCCGUCAUUGUGAUAGUGCUGAAGCUGCUCUUCUUGUUGGACGACAACGUAGAAUGGUCUUUGUCUGCUAUUGCUGAGACAUACAACGAAGAGAACAAAGAAGAUAAGCCAUGUUUUGAUUUCAGAAAAUGGUACCAAGUUAUGAAGAAGUCUUUUGAUGAGAAAAAACAAAAAUGGGAGGAAGCCAGGGCAAAGUUCGUGUGGAAAAGCGAGAAGCCACUCUACCACUCGCCCAUCGACAGAUCAGUGGUGUAUAAGCGAAGGGAGAUGGUGGUGAAUCUACAAAAACAGUUUAGCACACUGGUUGACUCAACACCAACUGCUCCCAAAAAAAGCCCUUCAAGUUUUCAGUUCAACUGGACUGAAGAAGGCACCGGAGGAACCUGUUUCCAUGGACACAGCCUCCAGGGCAUCCUGUACAAGAAAGGCCAGUCAGUGACGACCAUGAACUCACUCUACUGGCUCAGUACACAGAAAUUCUGUAAAAGCUACUGUAAACAUGUGACAACCUAUGAAGAAUCCAACUUCUCACUGACUUACCAGUUUAUAAUCAAUCUCUUCUCCUUCCUGCUAAGAAUAAAGACCUACUCCCUCCACGAAGAAGUGAGCUUAAUUGAAAAGAGACUUUUUAAAACAAAAUACAGUGCAGCAAAAACGAAAUCUUCAAGAUCCAGGAAAGUGAGAAAAUGAGAAAAAUAAAAUAGAAACUUCCUAGGGAAAAUAUUUUAAUAGUGACAAUAAUGUCAGAUUGUAAUGUAACAUUCCAGAGAAGUGUGGAAAAUAGAAUUUUUUUGGCCUAUAUAUCCAUACAUAGAUAUGCAUACCUAUAGUACAUCUAUGUGUCGAUUGUGCUUAUGAAGUGUAUAUAAAUGAGCUUUGAGUUUAUUUUUUUAAUUAAAAAUAUUUUUUAAAUUAAAAAGCAAUGUUACAUAAAUGGUAUCCAGAUAUUUCUACUCAUUGUAUUUGAGAGCUAAAUUUGCUUUUUAAGCUAGAUCUUCCUUACUCUCUAUGUCCCAAAGGAAAUCCCAGGUGGAUCAAAGGUCACAACAUUCUUAUCCUUUAUAAGUAUUAGGAGAAAACAAGUCCGAAGGCUUUGGUGAUCUUGGGACAGUGAAGGACUUUCUAAGCCUGAAAACCAGAGGCAGAAGGCAAGAUUGAUCAUGUGACUACAGUCAAAGGCAAGUGGGAAACUGGGAAGAGAAAUUGGUAGCGUUUGAAGGAAUGAUUUCCUGAAUGGAUCAAUAAUCCUUUUAAAGCACUAGCUGUGUGACAGGCUGAGCAGGAGAUAUGAAAAGAUCGCCUUUUGAAAAAAGGUAACACAAAGCCCGAGACAGAGACCGUGACUGGAAGCCCAGCCUCACACCUGCUCCAGAGACACGCUACCUGACGGCCAUGUCCUUUCAGGGCGGCUCAGACGCACUCGCCACUAGACUUGCGAUCUUUGCUGACUUGGGUGGAAUCUCUCUUAUGAAUGAAUCUCAUUUAUCUUUUUA
Molecule: messenger RNA, 2670 nt
Organism: Myotis lucifugus (little brown bat)
Lineage: Eukaryota; Metazoa; Chordata; Mammalia; Chiroptera; Vespertilionidae
Gene: TAF1B
Product: TATA-box binding protein associated factor, RNA polymerase I subunit B
Exons: 15
Coding region: 77-1867 (596 amino acids)
Biological process (GO): nucleolar large rRNA transcription by RNA polymerase I; RNA polymerase I preinitiation complex assembly
Cellular component (GO): RNA polymerase I core factor complex; RNA polymerase transcription factor SL1 complex
Molecular function (GO): RNA polymerase I core promoter sequence-specific DNA binding
Source: RefSeq, a predicted model, not a curated record